Molecule: messenger RNA, 1926 nt
Organism: Recurvomyces mirabilis
Lineage: Eukaryota; Fungi; Ascomycota; Dothideomycetes; Mycosphaerellales; Teratosphaeriaceae
Exons: 2
Coding region: 1-1926 (641 amino acids)
Source: RefSeq, a predicted model, not a curated record
AUGGCAGCGGAACAACAACCCAGACGAGCGUUGAAACGUAGCAAGAGUUUGAAGAAUCUGCUCUCCCGAAACGCGAAACCACCGGCGCCAACGGCUGAAGAUGAGGAGCUCCUACCGUGCAGGCCGGUGAAGCAGAAAUACGUGCAGUUUCAUGUUACUACAGACGAUAUACACCUCAGACCCACGACCGCGGGUGCAACGCCAAUUGUGCCACAGCGUACCUCAUCACAACGACAGACAUGGCCGCAGUCCACAGCGGAGCGCAGUAGACCAGGGAGAUACGCUUUCGAAAAUACGCCGACCUUGACACAGACACCCUGGGAGCUGGAACGGCACACGCGCCGACCACGUUCGCAGCGUAUACCGCUGGUUGAUCUGAGACCGUUACCAAAGAACAUCUUCGAGCAUCUGCCGCGCGAAAUAUACCAUUGCAUCCUUGAUCAUGUCGAGUCGUUACACAAGCAGAAGUCGCAGGUGGAUGUGGUGAGCUUGCAUUCGGAUCUGAAAGCGCUAUCGCUGGUGAACAAGCGUUGGCAUCGCGCGGCACGAGAACAUCUGUACCGCGAAGUCUGGCUGCCGAAUAAUGACGACCUACCCAGGCGGACACUGUCUCUGCAUAGGUCCACGACGCGACUGAAACAGCUUCUACGCACGUUGGACGAAUCAGAUGCCUUGGCGUUUAUGGUACGACAUCUGCGAGUGACGGCGAACCUGGCAUGUAUGCUUGAAGGUGUGGACCACACGCAAGCAACGCGACGAGCAACCAUUGAUCUGGUGGCUGCGAUCAUUAAUCGCUGUGCGAAUCUGGAGGACUUCAGCGGAUACAACCCUUCGAUUCGAGAUGCUGCAAGCACUAAGCUAUUCUUCCCGCUAGCGUUGCGGCCAAACAUAAGAUCACACGCGUGGAAUGCGCAGGUAGCACAAUUUGGAGGUCGUCAACUACCCACCUUUGAUGCUGGUGAGGUUCUCGACUGCCAUGAUGACUGGCAAUGGCUUGAGACGCUCGUGAUCUGCUCCAGCUCGGAUUUGAGCUUGGGAUUGGGAUUAGUGGCUGCGAUUGUGCAAAGACUGCCUUCACUCAAGCAUCUCAUGCUGUCUCGCUUGAACCGGCAAGACUUUCACAACGGUACCCUGCUUUCUUUACCGGGCCUUCGAUCACUACGCCUGGAUCAUCUGGACGGACUCACAGAUCAAGGCGUCGAACAGCUCGCGCAUAUGCGUCUAGCAUCUACGGUGGAGAGCCUGAGCUUGAUCGGUCUAGAGUUGACCUCCUUACGAACGAUACAACAGCUCUGGACGAACCUCGGCCGCUUGCGCAAGUUCACAUUGGUUCAGAAUACCUCCCCAGAAAUGCUACCAGGCAUGCAAGCAGCGAACGUCAAUCGCGCACUAGGCUCGGCCACUCUACAAGACCUCCACUGGGACGUCCUAGUAGCCGGCACAGGCACCUCCCUCAUCGCCAACGCCAUCGCAAGCGGCCGUCUCCCAUCUCUCCGCCGCAUCAAGGUCCCCUGCGAUUACGAGGGAGUAGUGCAAGAGCUCUGCCGGCCCAUCGUGCAAGAAACACUUGAUGCCUUGGACCUUGAAAUGAUUGACCGUUUCGACAGCGACAGGUAUGAGCGCUUUCUGCGCCUGUCGCAGAUCCAGGCCCAGCUGCGCAUCCGCGAGAGUAGACAACAGCCCGCGUUCAACGUUGUCGUGCAUGAUGAGCAUAAGCGUGUCUCAGCUACGCACGUCAUUGGGAGUUAUGUAGGCGAUAUGGAGAGUCAGGUCGAGUAUACACUCGAGCCUGAUGUCGAGGGGAGUCAUGAUGCGCUGAUCGAUUUCGCCGAUGUGGAGGCGCCGAAGUGGGUUUAUGAGAGGCGGAAUGAGAUGGAUAGGAGUAUCUUCGGGGAGCAGGCGUUGGAUUUGAAGAUGUUGUUUUGA